CACGAAUCAUAUGUUGAUCGCCAGGGCAAAGUGUGAGCUAAAUUGCGAAGGCAGCUGAUAGUAAGGUCUGUUUCGUUGUGAGAAAAAGACUUGGCUGAGCAUCGAUGAUGCUUCAGAUCUACUGAUAAGAGGCAGAUGAUGCGAUCUGCUUUACGAUCUGCCAACUCAAACGGAGGUGUCGGUCGCAGCUACCACCUAGCGAUGAGCUGCGACCAUGGAGCUUGACAUAUAAGGACAGGUCACGGCAGACGCGACAGUACUUUCCUCCAACCAUCCGCGGGUACCUGAAAUCUAGCAGCGCUUUUUCCCAGCGAGCGAGCGUCCACUCCUUCUUCUCUCUCUCUUUCUUCCUCCAAGGAAGGUCACGCGUUCUUCUUCCCCCAUUAUGACCGAGCCUGCCAAAGGUAGAAGACGCUCUUCGCUCUCGGCAGCGUUCGAAAACUUCCGCAACAAAUGUCGCAAGACUCGCAUCGACAGUCUUCUCUCACCUCCGAAGCUGGACUCUGGAACUUCCAACGACGAGUAUGAAAGCAACAGUCCUUCGGAAUGGGAGGAAGGUGUCCCCUUGACCCGCGAGUCCAGUCCUGACAAGAGUCCUGGACACAAUAGCACUGGACACAAAGACCGGGACAUAGUUUACAAAGAUAAAAGUAGCAAUCACAGUCGUUGUGAUAGCAAGUUGCCCGACUUUGACUUUGACGAAACUGGUUUUGACACAGGGUUCGAGACUGGAUGUGACAGUGAUGCCACCAGCCCUGAUGAGAACCGACGGCUAACAGCUGCUCUUGCCGAGUUUACUGCAGAGGUCACCGAAGCUGAAGACUUUGGUCGCUAUUUCUCUCCUCACAAGAACACCGCUACUGACAAAAAGUCUUGGAAACAUUCAGAGCCUGUCAGUCCGACAGAGUCAAAAGAAAGUAGCUUCUACACCGCCUCUGCAACCUCUAGGACUGGACUUCUGCAUUCGGACCAUUCGGGUUCGACUUUGGAUUUUGAGGUCGGGAUUCCAUUGCAGAGGACUGUUGCGAACAAGAACUUACAACAGUGGAAGACGUUGCCGCAGACAGAGCCAAAGACUCCUGAGCAGAACCUGGCUCGAAACACUUACAUUUCUCUGGAAGAAGCAGUUGCUGACAAUCCUUGGAAGAAGGAGGAACCGGCGGUCCAAGCUCCGGAAAUGCUGCAAGUGCCCAGGACAGUCGAUGGGGUACGACUGGAUGCAAGACCUUUGAUCAGACACACUGGUAUCUCAGCACCUCCACACAGCUCUCUACACCUCCAUACUUUUGCAUCCAGAAGCCAUGAGAACAAGAGUUCCUUGGACCUCAAACCCGCUGCUGCCUCACUAUCAACACACCUUCUCAUGCCCGAACCUGCAAGAGACCUCCAGUCUACAGCAUUCAUACCAAGACGUCCUCAAGCAACAUCCUGGUUCUCCUCUUCCUCAGACUCUAGUCUCGAAGGCAUACAAUUCGGUUGCCCUUCCUUCACAGACCGCCGCCGCAGCACCACAAAACCACACUUGCUCCCUCCUCCCCUCGUCAUAAACACGAAGCGCCACCCAACCACUCUGACCAAAGAUUCAACAUACCCACCUCGACCCCCCCGUAUCGAAGUCUCUGGUGUCGAGGAAACAGAAAUGAAAAUCUACCCCCACACACCGCCAAAAGUGGUACCGGCGACUACAUACACAGCACUUGACACCCCAUCGUCAAUCUCUUCCUUCCAUGCUGAUUUGAACGAUAAGAUCAAUACAGCCAUCACUACUGGAGCGAUUAAAGCACAACAAGUCAGUGUCAAGGAAAGGGUUCGCAGACUUUCUGGCGCUAGGAGUUUGCAGCAUGCUGUGGAUGGGGGGAUGGAGAGGCUUGGAAAGUUCGGGGUUGCGAUGGGGGAAGCUGUUGUGGCUUCGGGGGGUGUGGGGGUUGGAUGGGAGACUAGAGGAGAGGAUGAGAAUGUAGGUGCUAGGAGUGCUAGUGUCUAUUAUGGGGGUGGGUUUGUUUAGUUGAGUCUCAGAUCAAAUGUUGAUGUUCUUGAUCUUAGAAUAGGUGGAGAGUGAACGAGCUGGUCUUGUUCUCCAGCUCUCGAUUGUCAUAGGAGUUUAGGAAGAGGGUGGACAGUUUGUUCAGUGGAGUUGUUAUCUCAGAGAAUCCGAUGAAACCUUCAAAGUCGUGUGCUGCUUGCUCUAGCCAA
Messenger RNA from Aureobasidium subglaciale EXF-2481, 2193 nucleotides. RefSeq lists its product as uncharacterized. The record is from RefSeq and is a predicted model, not a curated record. The transcript has a single exon. The coding region runs from base 386 to 2005 and encodes 539 amino acids. NCBI's taxonomy places the organism in Eukaryota, Fungi, Ascomycota, Dothideomycetes, Dothideales, Saccotheciaceae.